AUGGCAGCAAAAAUCGACGACGGAAUAGAAAUUCUGUCCUGCAACUAUGAUCGAAACGACGUCAACCUAGCCCUGACAGCCGCGAAAGACGGGGCCAUCCCUGCCAGCGGAGUUACCGCUCCGGAACGGCACUCAGUAUCGACGAAAACGACUUCUACGAUGAGCACACCGGUGCCGUCGGCGUCCCCAACACCGACACCGCCGUCGGUGAACACGAUACCGGAACGUGGUAGCCGCAAGGGGCGGCGUAGCGAGGGGUCGGUAAAGGUCCGAGGGGACCACUAUCGGGGUGACCACUACCGAGUGGCCAACCAGGAGGAGUACGAUGAAGAGACGGAGGCUGAAAAUGGUCGGAUGACACGUGUGGACGGGUCAGUAGCGGUCAAGACACCGGAAGACUUUAAGGAAGAUGAUAACGAAAAUAACCCCUAUAGGAAGAAAGUGGCCAGAGUAGUUGUGCGUUUCUUUUCUUUUUCUUCAUUUUACUUUUCUAUAUCAUACCCUUUCUUUCGCGUUCUUUAUUUCUGUUACUCUCUUUCUUUCCUUACUUUUUAUAUCUCAUAUUUCUUCUUUUUUUUUUCUUAUUUUCUUUUUUCUUUCUUUCUUACUUUCCUUUCUUUUUUUCUUUCUCACACUUCACCAGAAGGCUCACUUUAUUUUUAUCAUUCUUUCAUCCUUUGUUUCUUUCCUUCGCACGCCUCAGAAUUUUUCUUUAUUUAUUUUCUCAUAUACUUCGCAUUCUUUCUGUCUUUUUCUUUCUUUCUGUUUAUAACUAAUCUUCCUCUUUCCUUAUUUUUCUGCAAGCCUCAAAUUCAUUCAUUCUUUCUUUCUUUUUCCUUCUUUAUUCACCUCAAUUUUCUUCCUGCUUUCAUUAUCUCAUAUUCCCCUUUCUUUUUUUUCUUACAAGUCUCACAUUCAUUCAUUCAUUCUUUCUUUCUUUUUUCUUCUUCAUUCACCUCACAUUCCUUCCUUAUUUACUCUACAUUUUUCAUAUUCCUUCCUUUACGCCUUCGUUCCUAUCUUCGUUACUUACUUUUCUAUAUAUCUCAUAUUGUUUCUUUCUUUCUUUCUUUCUUUCUUUCUUUCUUUAUUCCUUCCUUUCUUUCUUUCUUUCUUUCUUUUUACAUUUCCUUUCUCGUUUUUCCUUCUUUCCUUAAUUUUUAUAUAAUACAUACCCAAAAUACCAUAUUUCUUUCUUUCUUUCUUUCUUUCUUUCUUUCUUUCUUUCUUUCUUUCUUUCUUUCCAAGCAAGCCUCACCAUCUGUCUUUAUUUAUUUCCUUUUUAUAUCGUACAUUCCACAUUUCUUUCUUUCUUUUUUCUUUCUCUUAAUUUCCUCAUAUUAUUUUCUUUCUUACAUUUUAUAUUUUUCAUUGUCUUUUCUUUCCCUCAUUUCUUCUUUCUUGUAUAUGAGUUUUCCUUUCUUUUGCUUCUGCGUCUUUUCCACUUUCGUUCGUACCUUCUUUCUUUUUUUCUUUCUUUCUUUCUCUCUUUCUUUUUUUUCUUUUCACCAAAUACCUUGCGGGUUUUUUUGCACAUUUUCUGUUUUCUUUUCUCAUUCUCUUUUUUCUUCUCAUUUUCCCUCAUUUUCUUUCUUUCUUUCUUUCUUUCUUUCUUUUCUUCAAUUCUUUUAUUUUAUUUUUCUUCAUUCCUUUUAUUUUUCUUCUUUCUUCUUUCCUUUUAUUUUUCUUCAUUCCUUUUAUUUUUCUUCUUUCCUUUUAUUUUUACUUACGUCUUUUUUAAUUUUCUUUUCUUUUUUCCUUUUCUAA
Acanthosepion pharaonis is the source of this 1767-nucleotide messenger RNA. Lineage: Eukaryota; Metazoa; Mollusca; Cephalopoda; Sepiida; Sepiidae. The record is from the annotation of a GenBank genome assembly.